Messenger RNA from Trifolium pratense (red clover), 525 nucleotides. RefSeq lists its product as uncharacterized. The transcript is spliced from 2 exons. The record is from RefSeq and is a predicted model, not a curated record. NCBI's taxonomy places the organism in Eukaryota, Viridiplantae, Streptophyta, Magnoliopsida, Fabales, Fabaceae. The coding region runs from base 1 to 525 and encodes 174 amino acids.
AUGAGGCUACAAGGAAAUGGAAAUAGUGAUGAACUAAAAAAGUUUUAUGAAUGGAUUUUGAAAGUUGGAGAUGGAAAACUUGCUGUUCCAAACGAUGGUUAUGCAGAUAUAGAUAUUCCAAAAGACCUUCUGAUUCUUGAUUAUGAUGAUCCUAUACAUGCAAUAGUUCACAGUACUUAUCCAAACUUGAUUGAACAUUACAAGUCUGCGAAUUUCCUACAAAGCAGAGCAAUAUUGGCCUCAACAACUGAAGUUGUUGAUCAGAUCAAUUCCUAUGUUCUAACCUUGAUCCCAGAGUUUCUUAAUUCUCUUCGGACAUCUGGUCUGCCAAAUCACAAAAUAACUUUGAAAAUUGGAACACCAAUCAUGCUCAUGAGGAAUCUUGAUCCAUCGGAAGGAUUGUGUAAUGGUACUAGGUUGAUAGUAACCAAACUUGCAAAUCAUGUCAUUGAGGCUAGAAUAAUCAGUGGCAAAAAUAAUGGUGGGGUUCUUUACAUUCCUAAAAUGAAAAUGUCUCCAUCUUAA